Molecule: messenger RNA, 456 nt
Organism: Haemonchus placei
Lineage: Eukaryota; Metazoa; Nematoda; Chromadorea; Rhabditida; Trichostrongylidae
Source: the annotation of a GenBank genome assembly
AUGUCCACAUGGGCCCAAGCUCAGUACCCCAAUUACAAUGGCUACAACAACUAUGAUCCUUUUCGUGCUGAUUUCAAUCCGCUUCCACCAGAUUUUUUCCAGACUGGAGUGUUCAGUCCCGAUUGGGGAGCGAAUCUAGCCAGACAAAUUGAACGAUCCAUCAAUGAGGCGAGCGCAGCCAGUGGUGUUGGUGGAGUAAUGAUGAGCACCAGCAAUGGUGUUUCUACGAUUCAAACAACGAUCGGUGGCAGACCCUACACGGCUACGGUUGCAGGCGGCCCUAUUUCCACCUCCAGAAAUGUCUACAAUAAUAAUGGGAAUGUUGUUGAUGUGUUUACAAUUGUAGUCAAUGGUGUACCAUACAUUUAUACAACCGUUGGAGGCCGUACUACUGUCACGGACGGGCAAGGGAACGUACUCCCCGAUGGUGGUCCGUUCCAUGUCCCUCAGUACUAG